Messenger RNA from Pelagomonas calceolata, 687 nucleotides. Lineage: Eukaryota; Pelagophyceae; Pelagomonadales; Pelagomonadaceae. The record is from the annotation of a GenBank genome assembly.
GAUUCGCCUGCUUGAUCGCCCCCUUAUCUCACAUCGCGCACGCAGCACAUAUUAUGGCUAGUCUCCGCCUUGCAAUCAAGGCAUCGCUUGAGCAAUCACAGCCCCCCGCGCUCCCACAGCAAACAACUCGCAAGCGCGGCAAAGGACCGCCAUCGAAGAAGAGCAAAGCCACCGCCGCGGGCCCGCCGUCGUGGACUCGCGGCGACGUACAGCUGCGGCCGACCCGGGCUACGCUGCGGGGGCUGAACGUGCAGCGCCCCUGGGCGCCGAUGCUGCUCGACGGCUCAAAAGUGAUCGAAACGCGAACUUAUGACAUCGACAAACAAAAAUGCUUUGCUAAUGAGUGGUUCUGGGUUGUCGAGACGCCGGGCAAAAAGCGGCAGCGGGGCCAGCGGGCGCACAUCACCGGCUGUAUUAAAUUUUCGAGCGAGUCGGUGCGCUACACGUCGCUUGCACAGUGGCGCGCGGACGAAGAUAAGCACCGCAUUCCGGCCGGGUCGGAAUACGACUGGAACGGACGCGGCGCCAUGUACGGUUGGCGAGUCGAGGGCGCCUACGCGCUGCGCAGUCCCCUCCCGAGGCCCGAUCCGAAGGGCGUCAUUAACUCCAAGCCCGUCACGCGGACCGUGCCGCGGGGCGGGUGGCUCGCCUGAGUAAGCUUCUACUACAUGAGUUUAAAGUUCGGCG